AUAAUAACCUUUCUUUGCAUUCUUGAGUCUUUUCUAUCAAAGUACUUCUCUGAGUAUUGUAAAUUAACCUGGAAGCAGGCUUUCAAAGGUCAUAAGUUCUUAGAAUUUGCAGUAUUGUUUAAGGUGUAGUUUGUAUUAUUGAUGAUGGCUUAUUCCUCAGUUUCAUCCAGGAAGAAAGUUUUCAGGGGAAAUCUUACUUGAAGCACUGAAGAGUUUUUGCACAAUUAUGAUGGCAUCUACUUGGAUUAUACAGGCCCACAAGGAUCAAGGUGAACUUUUGAAAAUAAAGAUAGAGGAGGAGGAGGAGGAAAAGUAUAAGUAUACCACCAGACAGAAUUGGAACCUGCAAAACAACAACAUCCAUAGCAGAGAGGUCUUCCGACAGUACUUCAGACAGUUCUGCUACCAGGAAACAUCUGGACCCCGUGAGGCUUUGAGCCGACUUCGGGAACUUUGCCAUCAGUGGCUGAGGCCAGAGACCCACACCAAAGAACAGAUUCUGGAGCUGUUGGUGCUGGAGCAGUUUCUCACCAUUUUGCCUGAGGAGCUCCAGACCUGGGUACAGGAGCAGCAUCCAGAGAGUGGGGAGGAGGCAGUGACUGUGUUGGAGGAUUUAGAGAGAGAGCUGGAUGAACCAGGGGAUCAGGUCUCAGUUCAUCCUGAGGAACAGGAAAUAUUCUUGCAGGAGAUGGCAUCUCUAAGAACAGAACAAGAACCCAGUAUGUCCCUCCAGUCCAUGAAAGCCAAGCUAAAGUGUGAACCUCCAGAACUUGAAGCCCAACAGGAGCAUGAUGUUGAGACCAGAAAUGAGUACAGAACUUUAACUCUCAAGCAAGAAGUUUCUGAAGAAAUGGAACCACAUGGGAAUAUAUCUAGCAGAUUUGAAAAUGAUAUGUCCCAGUCUGCUAGGUGUAGAGAAACUGAACCUGAAGAAGAAACAGAAGAGCCUUCUGGAUACUCCGGGAAAGAUAAGCAACUUAUAUGUGAAGAAAAUGGAGUAAGUCUGACUGAUAACUCAGACCAUAUUGAACACCAGAGAAUCUGUCCAGGAGAAAAAUGUUAUAACUGUGAUGACUGUGGAAAAACUUUUAAUCAGCACUCACGCCUCAUAGAACAUCAGAGGAUCCAUACUGGAGACAGGCCCUACAAAUGCGAAGAAUGUGGAAAAACUUUCCGUGGGAGAACUGUGCUUAUUCGACAUAAAAUAAUACACACUGGAGAGAAACCAUAUAAAUGUAAUGAGUGUGGCAAAGCCUUUGGCCGAUGGUCAGCUCUUAACCAACAUCAGAGACUUCACACAGGAGAAAAGCACUACCACUGUAAUGAAUGUGGCAAAACCUUUAGUCAGAAAGCAGGCCUCUUUCACCAUCUCAAGAUCCACACAAGAGACAAACCUUAUCAGUGUACUCAGUGUAAUAAAAGUUUUAGUCGGCGUUCCAUACUUACUCAGCAUCAAGGAGUUCACACUGGUGCAAAGCCCUAUGAGUGCAACGAAUGUGGAAAAGCCUUUGUUUAUAACUCAUCCCUUGUUUCCCAUCAGGAAAUCCACCACAAAGAAAAAUGCUAUCAGUGUAAGGAAUGUGGGAAAUCCUUCAGUCAGAAUGGCCUUAUUCAGCAUCAGAGAAUUCACACUGGGGAAAAACCCUAUAAGUGUGACAUAUGUGAAAAAGCCUUUAUUCAAAGAACAAGUCUUACAGAACAUCAGCGAAUUCACACUGGAGAGAGACCCUAUAAAUGUGAUAACUGUGGGAAGGCUUUUACUCAGAGAUCAGUCCUCACUGAACAUCAGAGAAUCCAUACUGGAGAGAGGCCCUACAAAUGUGAUGAGUGUGGGAAUGCCUUUCGAGGAAUCACCAGCCUCAUUCAGCACCAGAGAAUUCACACUGGGGAGAAACCCUACCAAUGUGAUGAGUGUGGAAAAGCCUUCAGACAGAGGAAGAAGACCAUCUACAAAGAAAUACUUCUGAAAAAUCAAUGUGAACCCCAAGCUGGAGUGAAUCUUCUCCUAAGCUCUCUCAUUCCAGAAUGGCAAUCCUGUUGCAGGAAAGAUCUCUAAUAGUGACUGAAGAUAGAGGAAGAGGAAUGUACCUGGGAUUACAAAUCAGGCUUGCAAAGAAAUCACAGGUCUUUCCUCAAACUUUAAGUUGUUACUACUAGGACCUUAUAGACCUGUCAGAAGACUCAGGGAGUUCUGGCAUUUCUGGAGGCCAGAAAUACAUAUCAAGAAGCAGGUGCUGGAACAGAUCCUGACUCCUGACUGGGAAGCUACAGAAUAAUGCCAUCCAAAAUGUGGAGAGGAGACACUGAUUGUGCUGAAAAAGUUGAAGAGACAGCUUGAAUAAAGGACAAGCUACAGACGAUGUUACUGAGAAUGAAAAUAAGGACUCGACUCCAACACAGGAACAUUUUGGAGAUGCUGAAUUUUGUGUGUGUGUUGGGGGCAGGGGGCGCGUCUCCGUAGAACUGCAACAUCAAUGCAGAGAUCUACCACAGGGAAAAAUACUAUCAGUAUGAGGAAUGUGGGAAAGCUUUUGGCCAUGAAUAUCAAAGAAUCCACCUAAGAGAGAGACUGCAUAAAUGUGAUGAUUAUGAAGGCCUUCAUUCAGCAAGGAAACCUUAUACAACCUUGUGUGAAGUAUGUAGGAGGAUCUUCAUCUAGAAGUCUUCACCCAGAAGUUACCAGAAAAUCUGCACAAGAGGGAGAUCCUAUAAACAUGUUGAGUGUGGAAGUGCUUUCCAUGGAAUCCACCAGCUUCAUUCAUUCAGCAUUGGAGAAUUUACAUUAAAGGGACACUCUGUCAGUGUGAUGGGUAUGGAAAAGUCUUCAGGGUUGGACCCUGGGAAAUAUCAGCAAAAUUUAUAUUAGAGAGGCUCUUAUAAAUGAUAGAGUUAUAGGAAGUUCUAUGGAUAGAGAUCAAGACAAUAGAGUGUCCACAAUACUGAAAAGAUAAUUUGUAUAAAGGGGCAAGUUGUAUGGGAGUAUCUUAAAUUGCCCAUGUUAGCCAGUAAAAACAUUAAAUGACUGUCUCAUGUCAAGAAAAGGAAAGACCAGAAGUUAUUUUUCCCUCCCCAGAGGGAUCUAUAUAUGUAAGCAAUCAGGAUUUCUGAAAUAAGCUAUUACCUGCAUCUCUGGAUCUGUGUUCUGAUUCCUGGAUAAUUAUUUCUGUUUCAGGAGACAUGUUAUUUCCAAUAUGCCUGCUCUAGUCAUAUCUUUAAUUCAUUCAACAGUUCUAGCCAAUUAUUGGAAGUUGCCGUCCAUUUCCACUGAGCCAGAUCCAGUGUUUUUUCAAAAGGAGCAAGCUCGAAAUGGGACUUCUGGU
This is a messenger RNA of Carlito syrichta (Philippine tarsier), 3320 nucleotides long. RefSeq names its product zinc finger and SCAN domain containing 12 (gene ZSCAN12). Bases 227 to 2056 code for a protein of 609 amino acids. The record is from RefSeq and is a predicted model, not a curated record. Lineage: Eukaryota; Metazoa; Chordata; Mammalia; Primates; Tarsiidae. Gene Ontology annotation, cellular component: nucleus. The transcript is spliced from 7 exons. Gene Ontology annotation, molecular function: RNA polymerase II cis-regulatory region sequence-specific DNA binding; DNA-binding transcription factor activity, RNA polymerase II-specific. Gene Ontology annotation, biological process: regulation of transcription by RNA polymerase II.